GGAGAUGAUAUUUCAAUCUGCCCUGGCUUUGGGUAGAAAGGGAGCUGUUGAUGAGUACAUGAGUCGGACUGAAAAUGCAGUCAUGUUCUAUUCAAAAGCUGUGCGGUUGUUAGCAUUCCUUCAAGUGGAAGCACCAUCUCUGAUUUUAAACCCUCCAUUUUCUCUAACAAACUCGGAUCGUUAUAGGCUUCAAAAUUACAUUGAUGUCCUUAAUAACAGGCAAAGCGUUUCAAAGUCUCAAAUGAUGGCUCUGCUCAAGUGUGAAGAUCAACACUGCUCUCCAUAAGGAGGAGAGAGAGCUGUUAAUACAAAACGACGAUAACAUGCCAAUGCCUUACUCUGUAAAAUUCUUUUGUCUGUACAGUUAUUCUUUUAGCAAUAUUUAAAGUGAAAAGGAAAAAAAAGAAAAAAAGAAAAACGGCAACUCAUUUUCUUUAACGCUUGUAACAUUAUGUUUCUUUUUCGUUAAUUAAAUUUUAAUUCCCCUGGACCAUCUCCUUAUGUUCAUCUGGAGGCAAAGCCUCUAUCAGCA
This is a messenger RNA of Solanum verrucosum, 532 nucleotides long. RefSeq names its product serine/threonine-protein kinase ATG1c-like. The transcript has 2 exons. The record is from RefSeq and is a predicted model, not a curated record. The coding region runs from base 5 to 286 and encodes 93 amino acids. NCBI's taxonomy places the organism in Eukaryota, Viridiplantae, Streptophyta, Magnoliopsida, Solanales, Solanaceae.